Molecule: messenger RNA, 192 nt
Organism: Microtus ochrogaster (prairie vole)
Lineage: Eukaryota; Metazoa; Chordata; Mammalia; Rodentia; Cricetidae
Product: beta-defensin 4-like
Biological process (GO): defense response to bacterium; cell chemotaxis
Cellular component (GO): extracellular region
Molecular function (GO): chemoattractant activity; CCR6 chemokine receptor binding
Source: RefSeq, a predicted model, not a curated record
AUGAGGAUCCAUUACCUCCUCUUCACGUUUCUCCUGGUGCUGUUGUCACCUCUUGCAGUCUCUACUCAAAGAAUCAAGAAUCCUAUAACUUGCAUCACCAAUGGAGGCAUAUGCUGGGGCCCAUGUGGUUCAGGGUUUAAACAGAUUGGCACUUGUGGCCUUCCUAAAGUCAGGUGCUGCAAGAAAACAUAA